Vespa velutina is the source of this 10093-nucleotide messenger RNA. RefSeq lists its product as uncharacterized. The transcript has 12 exons. Gene Ontology annotation, biological process: nervous system development. Bases 1736 to 4738 code for a protein of 1000 amino acids. The record is from RefSeq and is a predicted model, not a curated record. NCBI's taxonomy places the organism in Eukaryota, Metazoa, Arthropoda, Insecta, Hymenoptera, Vespidae. Gene Ontology annotation, cellular component: external side of plasma membrane; signaling receptor complex. Gene Ontology annotation, molecular function: signaling receptor activity.
UCUUUACAUUUCUUUAUAUAAUCUAAAUUAUUUCUUUACAAUGGUAGCCGUGACUCAAAUCUUUAUAAAAUACAAUUUUUAAAAACCUAUUAGAUUAGAGUCAUUGUAUAUUAUUUUAAUAGAUACGAUUGUUAUAAAUUGUAAGAAUAUUCUACGAUAAUUCUCUAGAAAACUCUUAUAAUUUAAUCACUUUUCUCAUUUUGUUAUUAGAUAGCAGCCAUCAUAGGGCGGCUAUCUAAUAUUUUGGAACGUGGCCCAUAGAUUGAAAAACGUUGAUUUAAAUGCAAUACCACCGAAGCGCGAGCAGGUAUUCGAAAAAAAAAAAAAUGGGAAUACAAAUAGCGCCGUGAAUUUUUGUCGUUCAGUGACAUUCUAGAAAAUCAACUAAUAAUAAAAGAUCGAGGAUAUCCGAUUCGACGCAAGGAACCAAACGGAACGUGGAUCGAUCCUGAAAACCCUGGUCUGCACGUGCACCAGCACUUCCUAUAUACAUAUAUACUUGCUUUCUGUCCGAAGAGUUUGAACUUCGAAAUCGUCCGUAUUAAAUUCAAUGAUAAUGCAAAAAAAAAAAAAAAAAAAAUAAAAGAAAAGAAAAGAAAAGAAAAAAGCCAUUCGGACGAAUAAGAAUAAAAUGGAAAUUGGCUUUUACGCGUUCAUAUUUACAUUUACAAAUUGUUUCAUUUAUUUUCAAAGCCGCAUUGAUUUAUCAGCUCGGGUUGGUUUUUAAUCUUCUACAAAUUAAUUUCGAAGGUACAUUCGUAUUGAACUAUACAUAUGAGAUGUACUUAUUAAAUUGUACAUAUAUAAUUAUUAAAUGUUUUAUCGUAAUAUUUAUACAUUUCAAAUAUUUUCAUUUCUUUUUAUUACGCAAAAAAAAACCAAUCAUUAUUUUUCGAUAAAAAAAAAAAAAAAAAAACUCUAUAUAUAUUAUUUUUAUUAUUUUUAUUAUUUUAUGUAACAGAUGCAAAUCCCAAUGAUUGCCAUAGAUUUCCGGCGAGAAUAUGAUUUCGAAAAUGCAAACGAAGUUUCUCAGGCAGAGUACACGUAGAAUGCGCACCGCAUGAUGUACCUUUGCAUGAGAAAGAAUGAUGAGCGCAAAAAAAAGCAAAACAAAAAAAAAAGAAUAAAAGAAAAAAAAAGAAAAAUUUCCUAUGGAUGCAGCAAAGCGUAUCUCGUACGUAUUUUGAGCCUGCAUGUCCGUUCUCUUAUUUCUCUCUGUAACGUGCCUGUUAAAUAGAUGAACGUCUAUUUCAACUAUCUACUCUCUAUACUCGACUCGACCUUUCAUAUCUUAUCCUUUAAGACUACUCAUUUUCCUUUCUUAUACAUACUAUGAUCGAUCGAUAUAUCGAAUAUUAAAAAGAAAAAAAGAAAAAAAAAAAAAAGAAAAAGAAAAAAACAGUAUGUAAACUUUCAAAAUGAUUCCUUUUCGUCAUCCUAUUAAAUAUUCCACUUAACUUUUCGAACGAGAAAGAAUAAAAAUAAUUUGAAAUAGAAUUUGAUCGAUUUUGAAACGUGCUCUCUGUAAUCGAUUUUUGCAAAUGUAAACGACGUCAUUCCUAUUAACAAUUAGAGGCCAAGAAUCCUUGGAGCGGUAAUCCCGAGAGCAGUACGAAUCAGGCAGUAUCACUACCACUAUCACUAUCACCACUGUCACGACCAACAGAAGCAACAUACUACUCGCAUACCUAUAUAUAACACAUCACGACGCAAACCCGUCCGUGCACGUUUACCGAUGCGAUCACGCACCCACUCACCCCGUUCUCGUCCGCGUCUCUGCUUUUGUGUUACAGAGUAUCUGCCCUCCUCCGCCUCGGUAGACCUAUCGGGUACGGACUCAGCCCUCUAUCCAUUCGACCCGCAGCAGGAGAGCUACCAAGAGAUCUGGUUACCGCCGACCAGUAUGUAUCCCUAUUUUCUGUUCCCCGGGACCGCGCGCACCUCGUACCACGACUACGAAAUACCGUACGAAGGACAAGAACAGGGACAUCGCCGUCAGCACGGCCAUCGACAUCAACCCGGUCGCCAUCAGGAGGCACCGGAAAAGCCAGCCAAGCCCAGCGUGUUCGUCGUCGACGCGAACGAUCCACGGAGGAACGAUUUAAACAACGUUGAUCCUCGUAACGAGGAUCGUUUCGUCGUGACCGACGACGAACACUCGUCGGCUGGUCGGUUCCAUCUUCCAGGUUCAAGGUUGGGCAACCGGAGGCAGGAGGGUGCCCGGGGAGAUGGGAUCUUUCAAGAUUUUGAUGGCUCCUCUUCAUCCUCCAACGUCCAUUCCUAUUCUUCUUACCCUUCUUCCUCGUCCUCUUCUUCUUCUUCUUCUUCUUCUUCUUCAUCAUCUUUGUCUUCUUCUUCUUCUUCUUCUUCUUCUUCUUCUUCUUCUUCUUCUUCUUCUGACGCGUUUUCCAAGCAUGAUCGUGCCUCCAACACAGUGCACCUGCAGCCAAGGCACCCCCACCAAAGCGAGCAUGACGCGCACCUGCACCAUCACCAUCAUCACCAGCACCAACAGCACCACCACAACCACAACCAGCACCACUACUACCACCAUCACCCUGCACCUGCACCGUCCCCGUCGUCUUCUUCGUCGUCUUCGUCUUCCUCGUCGUCAUCGUCGUCUUCGUCAGCAUCCUCGUCCUCGUCAUCGUUGUCGUCGUCGAACGCGCAACCACCGCGACCGACGCCUACCGUCGACGAAACUAAACGAAUCGAGACACCGCAAGUCGCGCCACCAAAGAAAUUCGCACCGAGGCCAACCUACGAGCAUCGGGCGAUCUUCGAUCGCGUCGACGACGACCUCGAUGACAUCGAGUUCAGGAUCGGCGCUCUGCCAGUCGAUCGGCUCUUCGAUCUGCGCGAGGCUUUCGAAGGCUUCGUCGAUCAAGUGAAGGUCAUCUCUCAUCCGGACAACUCUACGAGCUUCGAGGUAAUCGAGUCUCAAGUGGAGAACCCAUUGAUUGAUGCCGAUCAUCAAGAUCUUCUAGCGAUGAAACAGAUACCUGUACCUGGUGAUCAUCAUCGACGAUCUCAUCGAAAGAAGAAUCAGACUGUGGAAGAACUCGAUCAAGCUGCAGCUCUACCAUCUGCUAAAUCGGAAAUUGACAAGAUUCAGCAACCACCUAAGUUGAUACUUUCCAGCACAUGUCAUCAUGCAUACACAUCGUGCAAGAACGACCCGGAGUGCAAGGCAUUAUUACAGCCGGUCCUGAAUUACUGUGGUUUGACGAGCUGCGCGAGAAACGAAUGUAUGGCAGCUCUACAACACUUCUAUAAAACGGCUAAUCACAAGCACUCCAUCGAAAUAGCUUUCUGUUUGUGCCGAAAAACCGAUGGCAGAAAAGACGAAUGCAUCGUAGCACAAGAAAAGAUGCAUCCUGCAUGUGCUCAACGUAUCGAAGGUGCCGAUAUGCCCACAUGUCACAGUCUCGCGGAAACUUGCAAGAAAAACGAAGCCUGCCGCAUGAGAUUGGAGCAUUACGAGCAAAAUUGUGCGGUAGACAGCGUAACGAAAAAAUGUGCUGGACCACCAUCCGAUUGUAGGAAAGCGAUGCUGGGUAUACUUGGGACCGAACUUCGUUCAAAUUGCGCUUGCAAAGGCACUGACUUCACGCAACUCUACGACUGUCUUGGUUGGCAAAGACUCCUUUGGGUUAACCCGUGUGUAGUCGAGUCUCAAAAGGACUACCAUGCACGUCGAAAACACCACCACUAUCCAAGAACAACGCCGAUUGGCAAUAUUCCGUCGACGACAACAAUGACGACGUCGUCGUCAACUACGAGAACACACGUAAGCAUGACUGCUACUACGAUGGCCACCGCGGUUGAACGAGUUGAAGAUAAUCAAAUACCGGAAGUAACGAGGUGGCCGACCACCGAACCCACGGAAACUUUAGAAAUCACGACUAACACCGUUAGUACGACGCCAAGCACAACUACAACGACAACCACACCGCCCCGCUUUUGUGUCGUUCAAAGGCCAAGACAGAGCCAUCAGUACAUACGAGAGGGUAAAGGCAAAAGGCUUUAUCGCGAAGACGAGCCAGAAUGUUCGGAGCUCUGUCAAUGCGGUGAAGGCGAAGUUCUCAUCUGCAAUACGAUCUGCGUCGAUUCAUCUCCUUGUAAAACGGACUUCGCUUACUAUAACCAUGAGGCGCCAGCUUAUCAGGCCCACCGUGGUCCAUGUCUCUGCUAUAGUGGUGGUUUCAUAUGUAUGCGUCCAUCACCUGGAGCGUACAGUAUACCGCACGGAGUUUUUAUGUUCUUGGGAUAUAGCGAAAAGGACGAGACCUUGUUAAGGCCACACAACAAUCUUACGGUCCUAGACGCCGUUUCGUCUCUCGACAAUUUCAUGCGAGAGGAAGUCAAUAACCAGACCGUAUGCACGCUCUUCCUCUACAAUGUGACUCGAGAGAACGUGAUUGCAGUAGCACGUCUUGGUACGGACAAUCCACCCUUAAAUAGCAGUCAAGCUCAGAGUUUGCAACACCUCUUGCGAGUCAAGGAGGAAUGCGCUUCCAUGCUGGAGGAUUUGAGCCAGAAGAUCAAUAAUAAGCAUCAUGAAGUUCACACGCAUCCUUUACUCUCGAUAUUCAAGAUGGCCGAGGUCGCGGUUAAACUACCCUAUAGCAACGAUGGUAGAAGCAUGUCAAGGUCAUCGAGUUCUAUCCUCCUACUCGUGCUCCUCGCGUGCAGCGUUCUCGCGUCCACUUCGACGUGUCUCGCCGACGAUUCGUGACACGUAUAAAGUUACCUAUUCUAGAAGAGAAGGGGAAAAAGAGCCUCGAGUGUUUAAAAUAUCAACGACGAUUUAGGGACAUGAAAAAGUGUCAGAAAGAGUUUAAUGAAAAAAGGAAAGAAUGAAAAAUGAUGUAUGUAGGUAUAUGUGUGUUUAUGUGUGUGUGUGUGUGUGUGUUUGUGUAUGAGUAUGUGUGUAUGUGUGUAUGUAUGUGCGUGUGUGCAUUUACGCGUACGUUUUCGUACGUAUAUGUAUGUAUGUUUGUAUCUGCCUGUAUGUGGUGCGUAGAUAUUUGCGUAAGGAAGUUUAAUUCAUCUUUUUCGAAAAAGAUAUAAAAUGGCUAUCUGUCUGACUAUCCAAACUUGUUCCUACAAUCGAGAAUCGAACGAUACUAUAAAAAAUUAAGCCAAGUAACUUACCGUGUAAUAGAUUACGGUUAAACAUACGCCAUAUAUGUGGUAGUAUUACAAUAAGAUCGUAAUAAGAAAAAAUUCUGUACGUGAUACGUAAUGUAAAAGAAUAUGACAAAAGAGGGAAAGAUUUAUUUUCUUAUAUGUUUCUUCUCGAGUCUAUUUUCAUUCACGUUGUAUUUUGAAAAUAUUGAUUGAAGAGAAAAUAGAAUAGCAAAACCGAAUUAUAGUCGCGUUGUCAUAAAAUCGAACGUAUAGAAACAGCUGCAGUUACCUGCUCGAUCUCGAUGCAAAACGUGCUUUUUCUGAUAUUCCAUUUUCAAUAAGAAAUAGAUCACGUAUGAAAAAAGUGAGCAUAAAUUCAAAUACAUAGUUCGCUGCUGGACCAGCGAUAAUAUUACAAUCUCUUCCAAAGGAUCUUGGCUAAUGUAAAAUCCUGUCGCAAUAAUUAUAUUGACCCAAAAUAAAUUACGACACGAUACCAGCAGAGUUCAAGUUCUACUCUAAAGAAAAUUAUGAAAAAUCUCCUAAGGCAUGGACGAUCCUAUAAUCAUUGGAGAUAAAAUCAAGUACGAUACUCGAUUGACUGGAAUGACUUCGUUUGUAUAAAUCGAAUGAAUUAGAGAAAGAAUGAGAAAGAGAGAGAGAGAGAGAGAGAGAGAGAGAGAAAGAGAGAGAGAGAGAGAAAUAGAAAGAAAGAAAGAAACAGAGAGUCUGUAAAUGACUAACAUUAAUUAAUAUGUAUAAUGAAUUAAUCAACAAGCUCCUCCCAUAUUGGACCAUUAGGUGUGUUUGUUAAAGUUGAAACUUGAAGCGCAAAUAAAGCGUUUUCAGGUUAAUCAUAUGAGGCUCCGAAUAUUGUAGAUCGAAUUAUAGAUUGUUAAUAUAGAUAUAAAAUAAAGGUGUAAAAAAUAGAAGUAGAUACGCUACGUAAAAAAAAAAAAAAAAAAACGAAGAGAAGUUAUCGGGAUUAUACGAGUGGUAUUUUUAAAGCCACCUUAGAUAUCGUAUAAUCAUUAUACUCAACAAGGUGGCUCAAAUUUUCCUAAGCUGUUAUAUCCAAUGUAUGACAUUAACAAGUAAUGCAGGAAUUUACGAUCUCGAACGAUAGAUAGAACGGAAAGAUCGAUGAAGUAACAACGUAGGAAGCAAACAUACGAAAAAAAAUAAUUAUUCACUUACAUAUAUACAAACAAAGUAUACAUAUAUAUAUAUAAAUAUACACACAUAUAUAUAUAUAUAUAUAUAUAUAUAUAUAUAUGAGAAAUAAUAAUAAUAAUAUAUAUAUAUUAUUAUUAUUAUAAACCCAUAUUAAAUUUAAGUAUGCAAAUUUAUUGUAGCUAAGGAAUGAAAGCAUCGACGAAAGCAUGGCGCGGAUGUCCACGCUGACAAACAUCGAUAUAAUAACGUUUGUACAUUGAAACUUUGCGCUGUAGUGAAAAGUUAAGUUUAUUAUAAAGAAAUUCGUCAAUUUAGAAACUUGACUAAUUAUAUGUACAAUCGUAUUGGCAUAUAUGUGAUGCGACGGAUAUGAAUGUAUGCGAUAGAAAAAUUAUUAUUCGACUCACUAUCAUCCCAACUACAUACGAAAUAAUCCUAUGCACAAAGGAUUUUUUAAUAUCCUACUAUUUUGUUAUUUUAUUUUUUCGAUUUUUGGCAAUCAUCGCAUUACACAUUCACGUUAAGUGAAUUCCUUCAUUAUUCAUAGAUAAUCAAUGUAGUGGUAAUUCGUAAAAAACAUUUUAUCGAAUUGUCUCGAUGCAUUCGCUAUUAAUUUAUACGGGGAAAAGCGUUAAAGACGUAUUCUUCUGUUUUAUAAAGGUAUAUAGGUUGUAAUUGUAAUCGAGUACAAUGCACGGCACAAUAUUGCAAUCUACUCGACAGGCACAAUGUGUUAAUUUUGACGAGAAGAGAGUUGGGAUGUACGCGAGCGAGAUUGAAUGUACGUGACGUGGCUAUCGGAAAAGCAAUAAUGUAUAAAGUUUAUGAUCCACUGGCACAUUGCUCAAAGAGAUAGAAUAUGUAAAUCUCAUGUUAUAUAUACAUAUAUACGAUAACACAUAUACAUCCAGGUACAAUACGAAGAAGAAAUUCGCGUACGUGUUAAAUAGAUAAAAAAUUCGUGGCUGGUGUCCGAACAAUCGUCCAAAACGAUCCAUUUUGGAGUGACCAAACGUGCGUUCGUAAAAAGAAAAAGCAUAAAUGAUCAAAGUCGAUGAAAAACAAAAAGCUCGUUCGUGUUGUAAUCAACCGCUGAAUUGUUGUUGAACAUAUUUUUGCGGUAGUUUAAGAAGGCAUAGAUACGCUUGAAUCUAUCAAGGAAAAAAAAUAACAAAACAAAACAAAACAAAAAAAAAAGAAAGAAAGAAAAAAAGAAAGGAAAACAAAUAUCUAAAUUUUCGUUAUCUUUGAUCAUUGUAUUCGAAUAAAAUCUUUAAGGGUUUUGCUUGGUUCAAGCAAAGCGUAACAUCGAAAGAUUCUACUAGAUUGUGUCCAUUGAAAUGAAUCAUUUUCAUUCUCUCCAUCGUACAACAUUUCUUUGAACAAUUGCUCUCUCGUUGUAUAGUGGAAUUGUAUAAAUAGUUUUAUCUUAUAUAUUUAUUCGUACAAAAUAAGGUAAUCGCAUUAUACGAUAGUAUACUUAAUAAUGCUAUUUGUUAAUUGAAAAAAUGAGAUUGUCUCUGAUAAUUAUAUUAGACGAGUUAUUUUCACGAAGCAAAAAAUGGAACGUUCGUCCAUUCAUUUAUCGAUUCUAAAAGAAAUUUUUCUUUUUUCAUUCUUAAUAAUAUCACAUGCUAAGUUGCAAAAAAUUCUUGAUGAUCUUCGGCCUAAUUAUACACUUAACAUUCAAUAAUUUUAUUUCUACAAAGUGAAUUAAAAGUUCUUAUGUGAAUCGAUAGUUGUUUCAUAGGUGAUCUUAAAAAUCAAUUACUUUUUUGCGAGACAAUCACGAAAAAAAAAGUAAUUGAUUUUUAAAAUCAUUUAUGAACUUUUGAUUCAUUAAAAAAUUUUUAAUCCGCCCUGUAUUUUAAAUAUACGAAAGUAAUACGAAGUAAUAAAGUUCUUGAGUUAAUAUUUGAAAAGAAAUUCGAAUAUAUUCGAGCUUCGUGAAAAUGGCAGAAAAAUUGAAAUAUUUCUCUAUAAUAAUUGACAAAACAAAAUAAAAAAGAUUAUUUAUACGUAAUUUUACAAAAGCACACAGCUAAGUGAUCGCUGAACGUGCAACAUAAUAUAUUUGAUCAUAAGUUGUCUCUUCCAUAUAAUUUACUCGAAAAACAAAAUGAGAAAAAGCCAAAAAUUGCAAGAGCAACAAAAAAAAAAGAAAAAGAAAAAGAAAAGAAAAUAAAAGAAAGAAAAAGAGAGAAAGGAAGACACAGAGCAGUGAUUACGAUGAAGAGACCGAUACGAUAAUAAACUACGGUGGUUCCAAUUGAACAUAUCAAGGCCUCUUAGAAAAGGCUAGCCAAUGCGCGAUUUUACUCUGGUUUCAAAUAGAUUCAGUUUUUUCGAAGCUUUUUUCAAACGAAAAGGACACGAUUAAUAGAAAAAAAAAAAGAAACAAAAUAAAAUAAAAUAUAAAAGAGAAUGAUUCGUUUGCUGGAUGUUGCUAAUACGUACGAACCAUUUCGAGAAUAAUCGCAUUUGUAUGUUUGGCCUAAUUUUAACGCAUUAAAAAAUUAAAAGUAAAGAAUAAGACUAAAAGAGAAAAAAGAAAACAUAUGGAUGAUAAUAAUUCGUUUAAUAUUACAUAUCCAAAAGAAACAAAAAGAAAACGAAAGGUUCAUACUGCAACAAUAAAUGUUUCGAGACGUGUUAUUAUCGAAGCUCCUGUCAAAUGAAUCAUUUUAUCGUACUAUGGUAACAUUUGUGGCAAGGGUCAGAUAUCAAUUUUCCACGAGAUGCAAGCGCUAACGUGUCUUUAGAAUAUUCCAACGUCCUAGAUAAUAAAAUUCAUCCAUUUACAAAUUCCUGCCUUACCGAUGAAACAGAACAUCAUGGAAAAGGUAAUGAUUAUCAUACGUCUAUAAAGUAGAAUCUUUUUAUUUCGUUUGUCUCAUCAAACGGGACAUUAAAAUGUCGUUUUUUUAUUUUUUAUUUGAAAAUCCACCAAACUAUAGAAAUGGGAACAUCUUCAUGAAGAAUCCUCGUGAAAUAAAAUAUUUAAUAUGUCUAUGAUCGAAACGACGAUAAUCUCAUAAAUGAUGCUCCGUCGAUCAAACAGAACAAAAGGCGAAAGCUCGUUCUCGUGAAACAUACACAACACUUACACACAUGCAGAAAUGCAUACCUUUUAUGUGCAUAUAUACAUACACAUAUUAUAUCACAAGUAUAAAAUACGCGAACCAUAUAAAUAUACAUAUAUACAAUACUAUAUAUAUAUAUAUAUACAUAUAUAUAUACAUAUAUAUAUAUAUAUAAACAUAUAUGUACAUAUUUUUUAUUACUUGAAAGACACUCUGACCCCGGCCACGCGUGCAAUGUGUAAUAUAAACUAUAAGACUAUCUUAUAUGUAAACAUAUUCGUAAGUAGCGCACUGCUAUAAGCAUGCUUAAACCUUCCUAAACGACUCUGGUACUCAUUAUAACGUGUGUUCGCUAUCGCUCCUAAUCUCGCAUAGGCGAGCGAUUAUUCGAGUAUUUGGGCAAAGUCGGCGACCGGGUUAUAUAGGAAUAAAAAAAAAAAAAAAACAAAAAAACAAAAAAAUACAUGCGAAACUAUGUUUUUCGUCAUAUAAAAAUAAAGAGAAAGAGACUAGAUUCUAUAUUAUGAAAUAUCGAUCGAAUUUUAUCUCGGCUAUCGUGAUUAGUGUAUCCUAACUGUUAUUAAUAAACGGUUGUUUAGAUUAAUGUGAUUAUAAUUGCGAUUCUCUCUCUCUCUCUCUCUCUCUUUCUCUCUCUCUCUCUCUCUCUCUCUCUCUCUCUCUCUCUCUCUCUCUCUCUCUGU